UUAACGCAUUUGGCCACAUUGUGCGCAGGCGUUUGCCGCGACGCUAUGUCUCGCGAAUCGUUCCAUUUUUGAUUUUUAGUUUUAUUUUUUUAAUAAAAAAAUUAGUAAAUUUUUAUAAAAAUGUACAAGUCCGCCCCUGCGUGAGUGUUCAGGAUUGCAGUUUUGAAUUUUGGAGUAUAUUUAACUAACUAACCCAUACCAAAUAAUGUCACAUACAUAAAAAACCAAAAAAAAAAAAUGUUUGGGUUCAAACGCUCCUCGGUGCAACUGGUGGUGAUGCUAGCCUGGCUCUUGCGAUAUUACACCUUCGGCACUAUAGUAUUAUGGUCUAUUUUCGCUUGUGGACUGAGCUUGGCCGUGGUCCUGGCCAUCACGACUUAUGACCAUGACUAUUGGACUUCAAGGGGAGUGUUUUCGCCUCCUGCGUGGCCUGUAGUGGGCCAUAUAUUGUCUGUGGUGAUGUUCAAGGAGCAAGGAGGCAUGUGUUUUAAAAGGAUCUAUGAUACGUAUAAGGAUAAGAGGUUUUUAGGCUGCCACCAGUUCUACCAGCGCACACUAGUAGUCCGAGACCCGGAGCUGAUCCGAAGAGUGUGCGUGAACGACUUCCAGCACUUCACGGAUCGAGGGUUCUUCUUCAACAAGGAUGUGGAUCCGUUAGCAGGGUCUGUGCUGUUCUUGAGGGGAAACGAGUGGAAGAGGUUAAGGGCGAAGAUAUCGCCUAUUUUCUCACCAAACAAACUCCGAGGGAUGUUCCCACUAAUAGAAAACACAGCAGAAGAAUUCGUCACUCGCGUCAAAGACUUACUCUCACAGUCUAACAAAAUGACUCUUAAAAACGGCACAGUUAAACCCGUAGACCAACCAAAUAAUGUCGGAAAUGAGUCCUCUGUGGUGGAUUCUGAGAACCUAGUGGAGGCAACACAGUCUGAUAAAGUUACUCCUAAAAACGGCACGAUCAAACCAGUGGAACAACCGAAUGGUUUGGGUAUUCUGUCCUCUGUGGUGGAUUCAGAGAAGCUAGUGGGAGGUUAUACUGCUGAUGCCAUAGUGCCCUGUGCGUUUGGACUUAAGAGCAAUGUCAUGUACAAUGAGGAUGAUCCGUUUGCAGUGGCACUGCAUGCCUUCUAUGAAAUGUCACUGUUUAAUAUCUUUGAGAAAACGAUGCGUCAAUUCUGGCCGGCUUUCGUACUGUUCUUUCGCAUGAGAAUAAUACCUAAGAAGACGCACGAUUUCUUCUACAACAUCGUGGCCAGCGUGCUGAGGGCACGGGAACAGGGCGUUCAAGAGAAGCGCGGAGAUUUCAUCGACAUGAUGAUGGCGUUGAGAAAUGAUGAGACCAACAACAACUGUAAGAAGGAUCAAGAAGAUGUGGAAAUAACCGACAUGGUAAUAUCAGCUAACGCCUUCAUCAUCUUCCUCGGCGGCUUCGAGACCACCUCCUCGACCCUCGCGUUCCUGUUCCUCGAGCUGGCUGCCAACCAGGAGGUGCAGGAGAAGCUCAGGAGUGAGAUCCGGGAGGUGCUGGCACGGCAUGACGGAAGGAUCAGCUAUGAACUGCUGCAGGAACUGGGGUAUAUGGAGAUGGUGAUUCAAGAAACCCUCCGCCUAUAUCCUCCAUUCCCGAGCAUCCAGCGCAUGUGUACCAAAGACUACGUGAUCCCCGACACCAACACGGUCGUGGAGAGAGGCACCAUCGUACUCUUCCCUACACUGGGGAUACAGAGGGAUGAACAGUACUUCGAGAACGCAUCAGCCUUCAUUCCUGAGCGCUGGUCCGAAGGUUCUCCACAACCACCUCCAGGGGUCUACAUGCCUUUUGGAGACGGACCUCGGUAUUGUAUAGGCAAAAGGUUCGCUUUAAUACAAAUGAAGUGCUGCCUCGUGCGUCUCCUGCAACACAUUCGUAUCACGCCGGCGCCGCGCCUCAGGCCGGGAGACAACAUGGCGCCGGGGCCGCGCCUCGAGCCGUUCACCGCCGACCCGCGCUCCCCGCUCACCUUACACCCCGCUGACUCCCUAGUCACACUCAGCCUCUUAUGACGAACUUUAAACUGCCUGUAAGUUUAAGAAUGCUUAGUGAGAAAAAA
This is a messenger RNA of Helicoverpa armigera (cotton bollworm), 2087 nucleotides long. RefSeq names its product cytochrome P450 6B2-like. The record is from RefSeq and is a predicted model, not a curated record. Bases 238 to 2040 code for a protein of 600 amino acids. Lineage: Eukaryota; Metazoa; Arthropoda; Insecta; Lepidoptera; Noctuidae. The transcript is spliced from 10 exons. Gene Ontology annotation, molecular function: monooxygenase activity; iron ion binding; oxidoreductase activity, acting on paired donors, with incorporation or reduction of molecular oxygen.